UUGGUUGCCAACCGCCAUUUAAAAACCACUGAAGAAGUGUAAACGGAAGUGUACAGUGACCAAGACAAAUUUCCACGUUGGCGUUUAUAUUGUUAUUUAGACAUGUAUUACACCAUGGAACUCAGAAUAUGAGUAAUUUAACUGCAGAGUUUCAUAAACUUAUCCCUGGUAGUCUUUAAUUCGCGUUGUAGACGGGACUUGGUUGAUCAGAUCUGUUAUCUAGGUAACGCUAACGAUCUAGCUGCUAAUGUUAGCUAACAAUGGAUAACUGUAUGGUUUUUCACACUAAAAUAGCCUCCAUUAUGGAGGUGCUAGCGAAUGCAGCAGUGGCAGAGGUCUGUAAACUGGUAGACGAUGACUAUGCAGUGUUUCGUUUGGAAAUAACUCAAAGCCAGAAAGAAAACAGUGCAUUGCGAAGGAAAGUACAGCUACUGGAACUGAAGAUGGUACGGGAGCGCGUCCUCGCCAGUCGUCCCAGUAGUGUCAAAAUCCUUGACCGAUACAGAGGAAUGGCAAGAGGUGAAGGACAUCUUACUGGAGGCCACAGGAGCUUUGUGAAGCCAGCGGGACACAAUACAUGGAGAGAUGACCAUCCAAUCACUGUUGAUGAGGGGAGUGGAACCUCAACCAAGAACGUUAUCGUGAUAGAGUCUGCCGAUACAGAGGCUGCAGGUUCUGGGGUCAAGCUGGAGAGAUCUGAAGGAGAUGAGGACCCACUGCACAGCAGAGACAUCCAGACUGGAGCAGCGCAUGGAGUGGCGCUACCUGUAGCCACCGAGGACCUCACCACCACUGCUGCGCCCCAGGCCAAGACCCGAUGCAGUAUCACGGAGUCUGCAGUCCAUGAGGACCUGCUGAUAUCCGGUGUUGCUGGCGGGAGAGACUUGACCUCUGAAGCGGAAGCGGCUGGUUACAAAACCUGACCCCGGAUCAGGACCCUGGAUCAGAAACCGUCCCUCUUCCUUCCUAAGUCAGAGCCAGGACCGAACCACGAGGGACAGAGACUCCACCAGCACACAGACCACAACCAGUGGACAGGUAGACUGAACAACCUCAGUCCUGGUGGUCAUCAGAGAGACCGUGGACCCACCCUGGGCUUCAGCCUUUGCAGAGAGUGGUGGGAGUCUAUCAGCAAGUCUGUCUUCUCUGUCAGGGUCUUGUUUAAUGCCUGGUGACUGGGUUCAUAGAAAGCCUGAAGCUGGACCUAUGUCUGGCCUUCCUUAGUUACCUCAUGGUUACCCCACCAAUACAGACAUGGUCAGAUUGCACGUUCACCAGAAGAGGUACAUAGCCUAUUACACAGCACACAAUCCAAACAACACCCAGUCAAGGAGGGAGCUCAAAGACUAACCACCUGAACCACCUCUGGUGUUAUUGGGUCACAACAUGGGAGGCCGAGCAUUAGGACAGACGCCGACAAGCCGUACGCCUGCCCCGUAUGUGGUAAGCGCUUCGCUUAGGCGAAGUAUGUGAAGGACCACCAGAAUGUUCACACCAAGGAGAGACCCUUCAAUUGUCAGCUGUGAUAAGGCGUCCGCAUGCUUCCCAGCCAAAACAGUUUGGAAGAGUUUGUGCAUAUGUUAUGAGGCAAGCCGAAAUUCGGAGCUGAUGUCUACGCCCCUUCGUCGGUGACUGGUCAACAGUAGAGAUUCUUCAUUAAAGUCUUUGUUGUCAUUCAACAAGAGACGACUAGUUGUCAUGCACAAUUUUUCAUUGACAUAUACAGCACCAAACAUCUUAGUUAGCUGUGAAAUUUGUGCAACUAAGAUCUCCUCGGCAAAGGCAUCCAAUUUAAUGACAACUCAAGAAAUCUAUUUUAGAUUAACUGACUAUUUUGAGGAAGUGUGUACUGGCUACGGCGUCUCAAAAUGGACUAACAGUACUAUUGCCUUUUUUUUCUCAUUUUUCAAGCGAAGGUCUUAAGGGAGUAUGCGAGCACACUUGUUCAGUUAGGCAUGAACUGAAGAAUGCUGAUGCCUUUACAAGAGGUUGUCCUUCGGAAGUAACCUUAUCUGACACAGGAGUGUCCACCAUGGGGAGAAAUCAUAGCAGUGUGGCUUGAGAUGUACACAGGGGAUAUGUGGGAACCAUUCUUUAUCUGACAUAUUUUAGUUAUCAUGUGAAGUGUCUUGGGGUAAGAGGGUAAUUAACCACAUGCCCCUCAUUAACCCUUUGUUAACUUAUCAUUUGAAAUGGACUUGGGUAAAUACCAGUUUUUAGAUGGACAGUAAAUCUAGGCUAGAACAAGGACAUUUACCUUACUGAGGUGAUGUAGAUGGAAUAAAGCAAUAUUAUUUUCUACUCUGUUCUUGCUAACACUGUUCUUUCUAAAGAAGUGUGCUCUCAGCUUGAAAGAUACUGAUCAUAGGACAUUUGAUGUAAUAAACGGUACCGUAUUUCAAAUUA
Molecule: messenger RNA, 2406 nt
Organism: Salmo salar (Atlantic salmon)
Lineage: Eukaryota; Metazoa; Chordata; Actinopteri; Salmoniformes; Salmonidae
Biological process (GO): regulation of transcription by RNA polymerase II
Molecular function (GO): DNA-binding transcription factor activity, RNA polymerase II-specific; RNA polymerase II cis-regulatory region sequence-specific DNA binding
Source: RefSeq, a predicted model, not a curated record